AUGUUUCUGCAACUCCGAGCCCAGCGUCCCGUCGCUCCCAAGCGAUCUCUUUCCGCCUCUGAAGCGCCUUUGACCAAGCAUCUUCGGACGCCACGGCUGGAGAAUGCCUGCUUCGUCGGGAGGAUCGCCUAUUUGCAGGAAUGGGAGCGCCUUGAGGGCCGCGACGUACUGCUGGUGUCGGCUGGACUGCGCCUUGCUUCCAGAUGUAUCAGGAAACUUAGAGACUCGGACACGUCGUCACCGGCUCGAAUCACACGAUUGCCUGCCCUGGCAGGCACUCUCGAAGAUGGCACUGGCAAGCCUGGGCCCUGGCUCUCAUCAAGAACGUUGCACAACGACCGUGCAGUCGGUUAUCCUCUGGUCAAGAAGCUUGAUACGGAGCGCCGACCGCUCCUCAUAUUGCGGCCGCAGCAUCGUACGAGCACGGCAGACUGCUGCCUCAUACACCAGCCUGGUCUAUACGUGACGAUAGGGCCGCAGCCUGGGCCAUACCAGUUCUGGCGAUCCAUGGCCGCGGCCAGACCUCGGAGCUUCUCCCGGCGAUUGUGA
Messenger RNA from Diaporthe citri, 549 nucleotides. RefSeq lists its product as uncharacterized. The coding region runs from base 1 to 549 and encodes 182 amino acids. NCBI's taxonomy places the organism in Eukaryota, Fungi, Ascomycota, Sordariomycetes, Diaporthales, Diaporthaceae. The record is from RefSeq and is a predicted model, not a curated record. The transcript is spliced from 2 exons.